GAUGGCCUUCCGCAAGGCCUACUCCAUCAAGGACAAGCUGCAGGCCAUCGAGCGCGUCAAGGGCGGCGAGCGGCAGGCCAGCGUGUGCCGCGACUUCGGCGUGCCUGGCGGAACGCUGCGCGGCUGGCUCAAGGACGAGCCGAAGCUGCGCUGGUUCCUGGAGCAGCUGGGCGGCGAGGUGGGCACGCAGCGCAAGAAGAUGCGGCUGGCCAACGAGGAGGAGAUCGACCGCGCGGUGUACUCGUGGUUCCUGGCGCUGCGCCAGCACGGCGUGCCGCUGUCGGGGCCGCUCAUCCAGGCGCAGGCCGAGGCCUUCGCGCGCCAGAUCUACGGGCCCGAGUGCACCUUCAAGGCCAGCCACGGCUGGUUCUGGCGUUGGCAGAAGCGCCACGGCAUCUCCAGCCAGCGCAUUUACGGCGAGGCCGAGUCCCCGGCUGCCGGCCCCGCUCCGGGCUCGCCGGUCAAGCAGGAGCCCGGGCAGCCUCCGGGCGCCGGCUCUCUGCCGGGCCGCGUCCCGCUCUCGCCAGCCCCCGUCGAGGGCGGCUAUGACGAUGAGCAGAUCUACAACGCCAACGUCACCGGCCUCUACUGGAAGCUGCUUCCGGAGCAGGCUGCACCCCUGGGGGCCCGGGGCUGCGGCCCUCGCUGGCGGGACGACCGGGUGACAGUGCUGCUGGCCGCUAACCUGACUGGCAGCCACAAGCUGAAGCCACUAGUCAUCGGGCGGCUGCCCGACCCGCCCAGCCUGCGCCACCACAACCAGGACAAGUUCCCUGCCUCCUACCGCUACAGCCCAGAUGCCUGGCUCAGUCGCCCUUUGCUGCGGGGCUGGUUCUUCGAGGAGUUCGUUCCGGGCGUCAAGCGCUAUCUGCGCCGCAGCUGCCUACAGCAGAAGGCUGUGCUGCUGGUCGCCCACCCACCCUGCCCAAGCCCAGCUGCCAGGAUGCCUGCCCUGGAGGAGAGAGAGGAGACCCCCAGGCGGUUCCGGCCUGAGCCCCUCAGCCACCCGGAGGAGCUGCAGACCCCUGAUGGGGCUGUGCGAGUGCUGUUCCUGUCCAAGGGCAGCAGCCGAGCACACAUCCCUGCCCCACUAGAGCAGGGAGUGGUGGCUGCCUUCAAGCAGCUGUACAAGCGGGAGCUGCUUCGGCUGGCCGUGUCCUGCGCAGGGGGCUCCCCGCUGGAUUUCAUGCGCAGCUUCAUGCUCAAGGACAUGCUCCACCUGGCUGGCCUCUCCUGGGACCUGGUGCAGGCAGGCAGCAUCGAACGCUGCUGGCUGCUGGGCUUGCGAGCGGCCUUCGAGCCUCAGCCAGAGGAUUGUGCUGGGCAAUGGGCUCGCCAGGCUGAGGAGGCAGCUGAGCACAGCAGGGUGCUCAGCGACCUCACACACUUGGCCGCCCUGGCAUACAAGCGCCUGGCACCUGAGGAGGUGGCUGAGUGGCUGCACCUGGAUGAUGAUGGGGGGCUGCCUGAGGGCUGCAGAGAGGAGGCACGCCCUGGCCGGCCCCCUACACUUGCCCCUGUGGCCCCUCCACCCCCUGGCAGCCUACCCCCUGUCAUGGAGGGUGGGGAGGAGGAGGCUGCUGUGCCCACUGCUGGGGAGGCUGUUCGGGGUCUGGAGACAGCUCUUCGGUGGCUGGAAAGCCAGGACCCCCGGGAGGUGGGGCCACUGAAGCUGGUGCAGCUGCGCUCACUGAUCAGCACAGCCAGGAGGCUGGGGGGCAUUGGGUCUUCUGAAGCCCCUGACAGUGGGGUGUGACCAAGCCAGUCCUAUUGGCCCCCCUGGGGCCUUUGUCCUGUUGCACCUGGAGGGAGGGGACACACACAGUCUCCCCUCUGCCCUCCCCUGGGGUGGCCCACCCCAUGGCUAGGGUUCCAGGGAUCCUGGCCCUGCCAUGUUUGGAGGGGCUCUGUUGGUGAAGGGUCAUCCUGCUCUACUGUCCCUCCAGUCUCCUGGGGGUAGCUGGAAGAAAGGCCCCGGGCUCCGCCUCCUCCUCCCUGAGCAGCCUGGUCUGUGGUCUUAGCCAGGACCCCUCCCACACACACCUGGCUUACACACACCACAGCACUUAUAAAAGGGCAGGGCCCUGUGUUCCUGCCUUUGCCUCAUGGGACUGAGGCCUCCGGCCUGGCCCACCCUCAACCCCAUGAUCUGUCAACUUGCACUGGACAAGAGCCUGGUCCUCCUGUCCACCCUGAGCCCUGGUGCUGUGUGGUUCCUGUGCCACUGCCACAGCUGUGGCUUCUCGGUGGGGGGAGACACCCUCAGUUUUGUUUUUAUCACAUUAAAUCCAUUUUUACAGAUAUGGGGGGCAGGCAGCAGGGGGUGUUUCAGUCUCAAAGGAUGGGUUCUCUGGGCUGGGAAAGGAGGAUGGUGUCCAGCACUCAGGCCUCCUGACAUUCUGGAUGCAGCAGGGGUAUAGAUUUCUGUUCCACUUGGACUUUUAAUUUUCCUUAAUACUUUUUCCAAACAGCUCUUAUUCUGUGGGGUUGGCAUGCGGCUGAAUUUGGGGCCUGGUGACUUGACCAAUGACUGGACAGGGUCCUUGGACUCCCAGCAGCCAUAGCCCACUUUGUCCAGGCCCAGGGCCCAAGGCCACCCACCUGCUCAGAGCUGGGGGCAGGUGAAACUGACAACCACGCUGAACAACCCUGCAGUGCCUUAGGGCCCCAGGCUCCUCCCCUCUUUGGCAAGGGCAUGGCUGAGUGGCUGCUUCCCCAGCCCAGGAAUUGGACUUCUGGGUGGCAGUUUGAAAGGGUAGAAAAGCUGCCUGUGUUUUGACCCAGCUGCCCCAUCCACUCUGGAUUCAGAUACAUGCUGGUGGUCUGGGGCCCAGAGAUGCCUGUCCCUUCUGGGUGCUGCCUUUGCAGAGAUGCUGCCAAGAGGGGCAGGGGACUGACAGAGAGGCACUGCCUGCCUCUGGCACUGUCUCCUGCCCCUAGAUAUCUUGGAGGCCAGAGGUUGCAGACAGUGUGUUUGUGGAAUGGCUGCACCUCUGGGAGGUGCUAAAGGGCUCCCUGGGGCAAUAGCCACACAAGUCCAAGAACAUAAACAGUUCCUUAGGACCGCCCCCAGUCAAAACACACACACACACACACCUUAAAUCUGAAAGUUGAGGGAAGGUGUGGAGAAUUUGGCAUCAAGAGAAGUGAGCCUUGGCUAGCCAGGCCCAGGGCAGCCGCUCCUGCGGAGGAGGUAGGCACCUGACGCCUCCCUUGCCAGCUGUCUGGAGUCUGCACACCUAGAGGAACCUUUGGCAGUCUGAGGCUGGUCCUGGGUCUCUAACCCAACAACUGGCCAGGGGCUUCAGGAGUCCUGCCUUUUAUACCAUCUAUCACUCCUGUUGAUAGGGACCCAGGGCCAGGAGACUUCUGGGUGUGGGAGGCAGACCUUGGCCUAGAUGGGCAGCAGGUAAGGGUGUACCUGAGGCUCUAUACAGUCCAGGUGGCCCCUGGCAGGGGCCCUUCAGCCUGCAUCAGCAUUGCCCUCUCUGGCCCUCUGUGGGACCCGUGUCAGACCUUGUGCCUAGCUAUCAGGCUGCCUCACAUCACACCAGCCCCCUCCCAACAGGAGAACCAAGGCUGCACCCCAGGGGGAAGCUCUGGCCUGUCUGGGUGGCCCUGAAUGGACACUGGUAAAACCAGGCCAGUCCAGUCUGGCAUGGGGCCCUGAGAAGCUAGUUUGAGUGCCAGUCAAGUGUCGGUCCAGAGGCCUUUGGCUUUGCUGAGUGGGGGACCCCCUCACAAGAGGGCCUGUACAGGUGUCCUCUCUAGAAUGGAGGCAAAGGUGUCAUAUGUGCCUUGGGGUGGAGGCUGCAGGCACCUAGCCCUGUAGACAGUCCCACCAACAGGUCAUUGUGAUCCUGGGUUGCCCUGGGGCCCCAUCCCAUUGCAGCUACUGGUUCAAGUCACCCAUCUCCCUGGGCUCAACUAGGUGUGAAGUAAUGGGGCACCUGGCUAGAGGUUUCCUGCAGGAGACCCCAGAGUUUGUCUGCAGCAAAAUGACUGAAGUGCAUCCCAGCUGGUGGCCUUACUCCACAGCCUGUCCUUCAUUGUUGUUUAUCUGCUGGGCCCAUAGUCUCUUGAGCUUGUCACCCUGGUUUGUAAUGACCUGAGAAUGAGGUGGUGGGUACCACUGGGUUGAUGCUGCUAGAAUCCCUUCAUUCAUUGCAUGCAAGCUGGAAACUUGCCCUGGAGGAUUACACAUUCCCUGUCAGAGGUGUGGGGCCCCCUGCAACCUUGGUGCUUGGGGGCAAAGCCAUCAGCCUCUCCCCAUCCUAUUCACAGCCCUUUGAUGAAGACAGUGUAACUGCUCUUCCAGUGGCCACUGGUCAGGGUAUUGUGAGAGCUCCCCUGUGGGCUUGGCAGUGGGCAGGGAAGGUAAGCAUGCACAGGUUUCUGAAAGCACCCAAAUCUGUUUUGGGGGGUAAGACCAGGCUGCAACAGUCAGGGGGCACCAUCUUGCCUGAGAGGGCUGCAUGCUUGGGAACUGGCCCCCCAGAUGUAAACUGCAGAUGAAGGUCCCGUUGGCCCAAGUGCAGGUCUGGCUUGCUGUGGAAAGCCCAGGUGGGAGUAGGGCCCUGGGCAGUUUGGCCCAUGGUAAGGGUGCCCACAGGUGAGGCCUGACUCUGGUGGUAUAUCCUUGAGAAGACUGUGGGUUGGUGGGUGGCAUGCUGUGAGGGGCCCUUUCACACCCAGUAUCGCUGAUGGUGUUCACCUGGUCAGAUGGGCCCAGUGUAUUUUAUAAUAAAGGCUGAAUGUGCCAACUUCAUACACA
Miniopterus natalensis is the source of this 4774-nucleotide messenger RNA. RefSeq names its product tigger transposable element derived 5 (gene TIGD5). Gene Ontology annotation, molecular function: DNA binding. Gene Ontology annotation, cellular component: nucleus. NCBI's taxonomy places the organism in Eukaryota, Metazoa, Chordata, Mammalia, Chiroptera, Miniopteridae. The record is from RefSeq and is a predicted model, not a curated record.